This is a messenger RNA of Phaeoacremonium minimum UCRPA7, 1257 nucleotides long. RefSeq names its product putative mediator of rna polymerase ii transcription subunit 16 protein. Gene Ontology annotation, biological process: positive regulation of DNA-templated transcription. Lineage: Eukaryota; Fungi; Ascomycota; Sordariomycetes; Togniniales; Togniniaceae. The record is from RefSeq and is a predicted model, not a curated record. The transcript has 2 exons. Bases 1 to 1257 code for a protein of 418 amino acids. Gene Ontology annotation, cellular component: mediator complex.
AUGUUAGUAGGAUUCUCCUAUGACUGGAUCAUGGAGAUUGUUCGCAUGCUUAAAAUCAAUGUGGACUACUCUGAAGAAGCACAUCAUGACCAACUUGUAAGAAAUGCUCACCUACAGCUCUGCCUUAGUGUCUUGAACCAUCUUGGCUUCAAGGGAGAGUUCCAGCCAAGGACUUUUGCUGGCAAGUUUGCAAUGCUUGCUCUCAACGUCCGCAAUAUCGUUAUUCUCAUAACGAUUGCGAGCAACACUCCGAUCAAUUUAAAGGAGAAGCUGAGCCCUCUGGACGAGCCCGAGGUUGUCGAUGCCCUUGCUGGCUGCGCAAAAUGGGCUCUUGACCUUCUAUCGUGGCUUACGGACUCCCUUUUCAAUCUUCUGGAUGAUCCAAAGUUCAUGGCUCUCCUAAAUCCUGCAAAUUUCUCUGAAAUGACCUCAUACCUACAAUCGAAGAAGGACGUCUCUUUACAUCUAAUCCUCUGCUCCUCUACCCGGGGUUUCCUCUCGGCGUCGUGUAGGCGACUCCUACAUCUGGAGUCAUUGUCUAACCGUGCAAUCCAAUACUACGAGAACAAGCACGCCAUGCAGACGGCAACAGACCCCAACAACGCCGCUAUCAGAACCACGUCGACCUUACACACCGCUUACCUGAAGAUGCAGCGCUACACCACAUCAUCGCUCAUCAAAGUUCAAGAGUUCGACAAGCUCCUUCAGGGCCUGAGCGCCGAGAUCCGUGGCGCAUACCAAACCUCUUUCGCAGGGUUGGCGCAGAAGCAGCCACCACAAGGGGCGAAGCCUGGCGCAAACGAUGCCGCCGUCAAGCGAGCCCAGAUUCACUGCGAGCUAAACUUGCUGCUGGCUGCUAGUCCCCAGCCCAGCUUCCUGCCUGUCAUCAAGAAGUUCUUUGAGACGGAUCUUAAAAAUUUCCGCAACAAUACGGACCCUGCAAGCCUCUUCUUCGCUAACUUUGAGCUUCUUGAAGUCGAGGACGAACGUCGAAGCCUUGCUGCGAAGAAGGCCAAGGGAAAAUACAUCGAUGUGUUCAAGCGCGUUGAGCUGACAGCACUCAAGGCUGAUGGUCUCGAGGAGAACACUGCCGCCAAUACUAAAUCACCGCAGUGGAGAAGAUGCGUGCGCUGUGCCUCAAUCAUGGAAGAUGCUUGGGGAACCCGGCCGGGCUUUACAUUCGUGUUGGCGCAGCAGCGCAAGUGCUCUUGUGGAGGAAACUGGGGAUUGUUACCCAAAGGAGCACUCGUGUGUUAG